UCUCCACCCCGCUGGGCCAAGGGCGCGUCAACCAGCUUGGAGGCGUCUUCAUCAAUGGGCGCCCCCUGCCCAACCACAUCCGCCAUAAGAUCGUAGAGAUGGCGCACCACGGCAUCCGGCCCUGUGUCAUCUCUCGCCAACUGCGGGUCUCUCACGGCUGCGUCUCCAAGAUCCUCUGCCGGUACCAAGAGACAGGAUCCAUCCGGCCGGGAGCCAUCGGCGGCAGCAAGCCCAGGGUUGCCACUCCAGACGUGGAGAAAAAAAUUGAGGAAUACAAGCGAGAGAAUCCUGGCAUGUUUAGCUGGGAGAUCCGAGAUCGGCUACUCAAAGACGGUCACUGUGACAGGACCACGGUCCCUUCAGGUUUAGUGAGUUCGAUUAGCCGUGUGCUCCGAAUCAAGUUCGGGAAGAAAGAGGAAGAGGAGGACCACGAGAAGAAGGAGGAAGACUGCGAGAAGAAGGCCAAGCACAGCAUCGAUGGUAUCUUGGGUGACAAAG
Messenger RNA from Thamnophis sirtalis, 498 nucleotides. The record is from RefSeq and is a predicted model, not a curated record. Lineage: Eukaryota; Metazoa; Chordata; Lepidosauria; Squamata; Natricidae.